Lineus longissimus is the source of this 4500-nucleotide messenger RNA. RefSeq lists its product as uncharacterized. The transcript has 4 exons. Bases 2045 to 4063 code for a protein of 672 amino acids. The record is from RefSeq and is a predicted model, not a curated record. NCBI's taxonomy places the organism in Eukaryota, Metazoa, Nemertea, Pilidiophora, Heteronemertea, Lineidae.
UGCUGCAAAAUAGAGACGACACUAUUAGUACACUAUAAAGGUUAAGGUUGCUGAUACCAACAGACGCUGGCAUUUAACUGGAGAAGCACUCAUGACUACAGCCACACAGUGCACGCUUUGUUUUCUUCAUUCAGAUUAUGAAUGGAUGGCGAAGGAAUAAUCACGUCGAGCUUUUCGUAUGUUGGUUGGUCAGCAGUUUGGACUAAAAUCAAUAGAAUGAUUUAAGAUUCUCUGCUCGUGUGAAUACUUUGUUUGCAGGAUAAAUAUAUAUGAUGUUGCAGAAGGUUAUGUGGGUUCGUCGAUCUGUGCUUUGAAACGCAACUUGGUAGCCGUUACAUUAGUAAUUUUCUCCGAUCUUUAGAAGUGGCAGUCACAAUAUCAAGGAAUAUAAAAAAACCAACGCCAUUCGUUGUGCAAUCAGGAGAUAGGAUUGAGCACUGAAAGCGGCACAAUCACAUUAAGGCCGAUUGGUACAACCGACAUUGUGCGGCGCCGAGUAACGAUGGUGAUAAGUGACCACGUGCCGUUACGAUUAGCCUGAUGAAGACGCUACGACGGGUGUCAGUUAUAGAUCGUGGUAUCAGCACUCGGGUUUGUUAGGAUAACCCAGUACUCCGUGGAGGAUGCGCAUCUACAAAAGGUGACGGAAUCUCCGUUUUUGACCUUCUUCGUAACCACCGACACGUGUUUCCAUAGCCAUAGUGGAAUCACGAUACAAGCGCUAUUACACUGCUACAUGUACAGUAUCGUAGAAAUGACCCUACGCUGACGCUACACUCUAUUAAAGCCGUGGUUAAGUACCAAUAAUUAUUCUAAAUGGACUGUAGGAUUUAUGUAUUCCAAAACUCUAAGUCGUAAUCUCGAUAUUUCUUCAUCGUCUGGCUUGCUUUAGUUUGGAUACUCUAUCUGAAAGACUUGUCGGAUACCGUUACGCGCUACUUGGAAUACUGCGACCAAUCAGGAUACACUGUGCUUUUAAAAGCUGGUCAAUUCGCUGACAAGAAGACGAACUUUAGAGAGAACGGUCACCACUCGGAAUUGACACCUCAACUCCCCCUUUGACGAGUCGACAUGACCAAGGAGCUUCCUUUCCGGCUCUCAUGAAAUUAGGACAAGGAUCCGACAUGAUUAGGAGGAAGCGAGUGUAGUCUGAUCGAGUUACGGCCGGAACGACUUGGCGGAAAAAACGAACUUUAUUUGAAUGUAAGGAGUGUUCGAAUAGAUAUAUCAGUUUAUCUUGCACUUGUACCUAUCAAUUCUAGUGAUUGGUUACAAAUUCAGAGAACAUUGUCUCACGGCAUCGUAUCUUACUUCAUGAAGUAUUCGUCAGCAGAAUCUAUUUGAUAACGACAACGAAAAAAGCACUUUUGAUAUUCCGAAGUAGUUGGUUUCUGCGGAACUGACACCGGAAAUCCUCAAUCUUGAGUGUGGUCCCUUGUUACCGUCUAUUUGUUUCCGGUUCCUGUUGAGCGGUCAUCAGCGGCAACCGGAACUCGCACAGCUGAGUACCAAAUUGGCGAUAGUACACGAUUUAUUACCUCGUUAUUCGUGACUGACAUGCAGAGUGUUCUGGCGAGUGGAAGCCGUGAUGUGGAAGACAAUGUCAUUCUAAGAUAGAUGUUCUCAAGUCACUGGAUUGACUGUGGAAGGUCGCUAAUGGUUUUCAUUGUGACAGCAGACUGCAGGGCAAACACCCUGAGCUAAUCUGUUCAUAUUAGAAAGAAUUGAUUUUGCUACAAACGUCAAUAUUCUUCUCUGCAUUGACUAACAUGUUGUUGGUUAUCCUUGGGCAAAUAUUUUCCAAAAUGACGAGCGACAAUACUACAAACUGGCAGUGAUCGUCAACAUGCGCACCUAUUUGCUCCUCGGUAUACUGAUAUAAACUUGAGAAAAGGAGCAGAUAACUUUCGCCAAGAGCGCAUCAGGAAGGUGUUUUUUACUGAGCAAACCCUUGUAGCUUGCUCCAGCCUAACAGUUAUUUCGGCUUCUUUGCCGACAACGAGUUUUGAUCUGAAUCUACCCGCCAGAAGAUGUUGCCCAACUCAUGACCUUCUCAAAGAACUUGACAAAUGUUCAUAUCUUCGUUCUCCGCGGAUACGUUAUGGAAGUAGAUGGCAAUCAAACCUCGAUCCAGAGCAUCAUGCCUAUAGGAGUGGGGGUGGUGUACGCCGAACCCGUGCCGGAUUGGGGUGAGGCGCGGACGGCCUGGUCGUGGGCCUGGGGCGUCCAUACUUACGGACUCGGCGCAACAUUCCUCGUCAUCGCCGUCUUCAUGUUCAUCACAGUCACUAAACUGUACAGUAAAUGUACUAAUCAUAAAUACGUAGUGACUUUGAAUUCUAUGCUACUGGUUUGUGGGUUGUGUCGAGGAUUGUAUUUGAUUGUUGACCCCUACGGGUCGUUAAAGGUCCUUCCUGUCACGUUCUCCAUGGUGACCUUUGGCGUAGGGCACCCAUGCCUGACGUCUGCCUUCAGCCUGCUGCAGUGGGCGUUCAUGCGAGUGACACAAGUCAAAUUGGGGCCGUGGAAAUUCCCCAGCUACCGGGCUCUGUCGAUCUUCCUUUUCAUCCAUUUCUCCACAGUGAUCAGUACCAAUGUGAUUGUCUCAUUAAAGAUCUCCAUGAAGCUACUGCUGACGCUAAACGAAACAAUUUUCAUCUUAUGGGGGUUUAUUCUGUGCGGGAUUUUCAUAUUUAAGGGUUUUAAGAUUACGCAAUUCACUAGCGAAACGCAAAAGGCAUUAAAACAGCUCAGUAUGUAUAACCAAUUUAAGAACGACCCGGAGUCCAAACGAAAAGAGUUAAACAUUAAAAGGGUCAAGCGUCCGAAAAUAAGGAUCACAAAUGACGAUGACGACACCUACAGUGUGUUGACUGACACGACUUCCGGCUGUUCUGAUUCGUCCAUAUCUUGUCACGUGACUAAAUUUUCCUUUGAGAAACAUAUCAAACCGUCUGCUCUUUCUGAAGACAUUUUAGACGAACCCGAGGAAGUGACGUUACUUGAAAAAGAACGUAAACCUGCGGAGUCGGGGUCGGGUCCGAAGUUGGAAAUCGUCAUGGACGAGGACACCAUAACUGUUCUAGAUCAUUCAAAAAACGCCGUGGAGGAAGAGGAUGUAAAACCAGAGACGACAAACCGUGAUAGCUUUGAUUACAACCGUGAUAGCCCCAUCUCAAAUGUGACGAGUCAGGCCGAGAGUAAUGGCAGAUAUUUUUGCGACAUUGAGCCGUCCGACACUGAGCGAUCUAGCCUCGGUUCCGGGAGUGGAAGUGUGUAUACUGUGGAAGAAAUCGUUCAUUUGACAAAAACUUCAAAUUUACGACAAUCGAAGAGCGGAACUCCGCUAGAUGUUGCAAGUCAUUCCGAGGAGAGGAGUAUGGGUAAUGGCAUGCUCAAAUCGAAAUCGUUCGAUUUAAAACACGUGUCAAGAUCUGAGGCGUUUACUGUUGUUCCAUUGGAGGAGAGUGAUGCGGGAAACGACGUCAUAGAAAUGACUGAAACAGAUCUCGCCAGUUCCCGCGAAUGUGGGAUUGAAGAAGAAGCAGAAACGUUCUGCGAAACUGGCUACAUGGCGGAUACGGAGUACGGGUCGCCAAAGUUUAGCAAACGGGGCCGAAAACAGAGCUUGGACGCAAUGUCUGACGACAGCCGAUGGGGGCAGGGCCAACGGACUCCGAACCAUUUGGGGGAUGCAAACUGUAGCACUAUAAGUUUUCAUAGGAUACGGCAGGGUAAAGUUUUACAUAAGUUGGUCAAAGUGACGUACAUAACAACAAUGUUCCAAUUCAUCCUAUGCAUUCUACAGCUCUACGCUAUGUUUGGCGUAUACGGAGUUUUAGGGAAGGACUAUGAAAUCGACCCAUGGCCUUGGUUUACUUUCCAGACAUGUUUCAGAUUCGCUGAGAUUGGGAUGUGUGCAACAAUGUCCUACGUCACAUUCUGUCUCGGAAAGAGUCGACAGAAGGCCUCAGAAAGGAACAGGAGAAAGAAGUCCCAUUUAAAAGACGUUAAGUUAGGGCGGAGUCAUACUAUAGACAUGGAAUCGGGUUCUGACGGAUGAACAGUGCAAGGGCGGAUAUCUCGCCGCUCGUCUUGAUUCUCCCGAUGCAUGAACAUGGGUCACGGUGGUAGGAAGGAACCAAUGUGCAAUAUGGACAAAACGCCGCCGACCAUGAUCUUCCCAUUUCAUAUAAGGUCCAACAAGAUGCACUUUCUAUUUUUAGCAGGUCAUGGCAUGAUCAAUAUGACCACCGAUCGACCCAGGACCUUAAUUUUAAACGAUAUACAUGUACUACCGUGUACAGUUGGCACGGUUUGAGAAAAAGCAUGUUGAGGAUGUGAAGUAAAAAUGUUAAUCACACCACGUUUUUACAUUAUUGAUUUGAAGAAAUAAACGAAAAGAAAUUUUAAUAGAUGCAUUGUCUUACUUUUUGAACGCAGCUUAUAUUGAAUCUGCUCACCAGUCAAGUCAAGGCGAGAAAGAUAAGGCCAUGCAUC